Aspergillus neoniger CBS 115656 is the source of this 557-nucleotide messenger RNA. RefSeq lists its product as uncharacterized. The record is from RefSeq and is a predicted model, not a curated record. The transcript has a single exon. Lineage: Eukaryota; Fungi; Ascomycota; Eurotiomycetes; Eurotiales; Aspergillaceae. The coding region runs from base 138 to 416 and encodes 92 amino acids.
UCAAGGAAGGUUGGCGAGGUCGGAGGAUACACCAAGCUUCCAGGUCAGAGAAAGAGGACCAGACUGCACGGAUGGAGAAAUGAGUGUCUGAAGGACUCCAUCAUACCUCGUAAAUGGAUAUUGUUGUGUGGUAGUAGAUGAAUAUGAAGAUGGAGCCAACGAGCAGAUAUGACUCGGUGGCGGCCUUAUGCCUGACGUCAUGCGCACCCCAGGCACCGCGCCAUUCCCGAUGCAGCCAUGGCGCUAGCUUGAUCCGAACUCCUCUCAUCAGCCAAUCAUCGGUCUGCAUUUGCAAGGAUGAAUUCAUCGUCUCCAUCACUUUCCCAACUCUCUGUCUCCCCGUUCCAAACUGCGUCCCCAGUUACACCUGGGCCCCCUGUUCGGUACUGCUCUACUUCUGCAGGGUUAUGAUCUAGUUUAAUCUUUUAUCGGUUGUCGGUUCCCUCCAGGGAGAAUGGGUCUUGGGCCCGCCACAGCACCUGGAUGAACUUUUCUGGUUGAGAAUGGAGUAGUUAACAGCUGUGAAGAUGAGACAUCCUCAUCCUCUCUUUCACAGU